Messenger RNA from Striga asiatica, 1344 nucleotides. The record is from the annotation of a GenBank genome assembly. NCBI's taxonomy places the organism in Eukaryota, Viridiplantae, Streptophyta, Magnoliopsida, Lamiales, Orobanchaceae.
CUGUAAUCCAAAAUGGUCAAUUGUGGGAAAUGUUCUUAUUAGUUUACCUUCCGCGUAUGCGGUUAUGCACACUCGCAAACACACUCAUGAAAUUUCAUUCGCACGCUUCCAAUUGUGAUAUCCGCAGAUCGCAUAAAAUUCCAUGUCCAGGAAUCAAGUUUCAUCUCCUUCUGAUCCAUAAUAUUAUCCUGUUUUUUCUUCUUUAUCUUCAGUUUUCUCCCCCUGUUUCAGCCAUCAGGAAGGGCGUGAGUCUUCGGGACAGGCGUUACUGUAGAACCACAGUUCAAGGAAGAUUCCUUAUCAGUGAUGAUAAUGGUAAUAUGAUUGCUCUAGUAUCUAUCUCAAUCUGCAGAGGCUGCAAUAUUGUUUCUCAGUGCUGUAACUCAUAUGAGUAUUGCGUUUCUUGCUGCUUGAAUCCAGUAAUGAGUCUAUUUGUUCGACAGACUCUUAAAGAAUUGGCUUUAAAGGUCAAAAUAGCAAAACCUGUGACUGCUGGAAACUACGAAAGUGUUUUUGACUUUUGUGCUGGGAGAUGUCGGCAUAAUUCUGCGAGCGUGGUUCAUGAAAAUGCAUAUCAAAGUGAAUAUCACCAUUGUUUUUCCAUACCUUCUAAUUUCUCAGGUUCUCAGAAACUAGAAGACGUUGUGCUUAAGGGUAUUUCAAUGACAGGAUCUUCUGGUACACAACUCGAAUCAAGACUGAUGACAUCUAGUACACAACUCGAAUCAAGACUGGCUGGCAUCAAUAUCAUUAUUGGGAGACAGGGGGAAUCAUGUGACAUAGUGUGCAAAUCUGAUGGUCAAUCUUGUGUGCCCAACAAGCUUUCAUUACUCAAUCAGUGUGAAGUUAUCCAAAAAUAUAUGAAAUGCAAAGGUGCCUGUUUGUCGAGUAUUGGAGCUGACCAACCAGCUGAAGUGGUCGACGAUGCCCCAAGACAUUUGCUUAAAGAUCUUGGAAUAAGCAUUUCCUGCAGCAGCAUAACCCAGGUGCUUGCUUGUACACUACAACAGAAUCUAUCCUUUCCUGUGAUGGCUCACACAGUCAUACAAGGAGGCUCUGUCCAUGUGCAUAACUGAGUCUUAGAAGUUUGCUCAUUUGUCCGAGUGGAUGCUUUGGAAUUCUGACACAGGAAUUCUCUUCUAGAUUGUUUAGUCAAAUAUACGAUACGAACCGCAAAAUGGUUUUAUGAUUUAUGAUUUUGUAAACUGUAAGUACUUACGUUAUAGUUUGUUCGGUUAACUGAAUGUAAAGACGGUGAUCAGAGAUAGAGCAAUCGGGUUUUCCCAUACGUAAACCAAUCGUCAAUUUAUAAUAUCUUUUCUUUUUUAAAUAUAUAUUUUAAUC